Mytilus trossulus (common blue mussel) is the source of this 2500-nucleotide messenger RNA. RefSeq names its product putative amine oxidase [copper-containing]. The record is from RefSeq and is a predicted model, not a curated record. The transcript is spliced from 3 exons. The coding region runs from base 192 to 2441 and encodes 749 amino acids. Gene Ontology annotation, molecular function: primary methylamine oxidase activity; quinone binding; copper ion binding. Lineage: Eukaryota; Metazoa; Mollusca; Bivalvia; Mytilida; Mytilidae. Gene Ontology annotation, cellular component: plasma membrane. Gene Ontology annotation, biological process: amine metabolic process.
CUUUAUAUUCCAGAUAUAAAUAAUAAAUCGUGAAAAUAAACAGGUGUCCGUUGAUUUAGACACAUCACAACCGUGAACAGAUAAUAUUGUAUCUUUUGAUGAAAUAAUGUUAUUAUGUUACAAAUGCGUCUCACUACAUAACAUCUUAUUAUCUUUUUGUAACGAAGUGAAUCUGGAAGACAAUUUGAAGGAUGGACAAAAUUCCCCAAAAAAGGAAGGAAGACCCAACUAGAAAAUGGCGCUGUUUUGCUUUGUUCCUGCUGUUGUUUACUUUCUUUGUGAUUGCUGGAAUGGCAACUGUUGUAAUUUAUUAUGAGAUUAUUCAACAUCAAUCCAGGGACGAACAAAAUUCUCCUGAUUUCCUUCAUUUUCAAUCUGGACAACUUUCUCUUUUCCGUGAUCUCAAUACUGAUGAAGUUACUGCGAUUAGAAACUACUUAUUAAACCAUCCUGUAUUUAAUAUUAGUAAUGAUACAAACUUUUCUCUGGGCAGGAGCUAUGUUUUCCUUACCGAAGUUUAUCUUCCAAAUAAAUCAGAUAUUUUAACGUUCAAAGAGACAAGCCAAAAAAAUCCUCCGUGCAGAUAUGCUAGAACUGUGUUGUUCCGAGGUGAUCUUCGACCUCCACGGAUAGAGGAAUAUAUAAUUGGUCCUCUCAGAAAUAUUACAUUCCAUCGAAUUCUAGUUUCGAAACAUUACCAAAAAAGUGUUCCAUUUCUAUUUAGACCAUUCUCAGAGCUUGACCAUUCCGUAAUGAACAACAUUCUGAAAAUAGUUGAAUACAAUAUCAGAUUUAUACUACAAAACAGUUACGAAGCCAGUUUUUACGAUUGUCAACACCAUUGUCUUAAAGCAGAAUAUUUUUCCCCGAUGGCGCCAUCUGUUUCCGGCAAAGAUGUCAGAUUAGUUUGGUACUGGACUCACCAUGAUGUUGAGGAUUAUCUAUUGUAUCCAGUUGAUUUGUUUUUGUUAGUCAAUAUGACCGGAAGUGACAAUUCCGCUUAUAAAUUAGAAAAUAUUUGGUAUGGAGGUAAACUGUAUGACUCUCCAGAGCAGCUAGCCGCCGAGUAUUUAGCUGGAAAAACACAAAAAUCUUACAUUCCAUACACAGAGAGGACAAAAAACAAAAAUGAUAUGUAUGCUCAAAGACCAAAUAUUCACAAAACAAACGUAUUACAACCAUUUUUAACAUUUCACGUUAGAAACAAUCAUAUCGAAUAUGAUAGUUGGAAUUUUGAUAUACACAUGUCAACAAGUAGAGGACCAUCAUUGUUUAAUAUAAAGUUUCGGGAUGUAACAUAUGCUUACGAAGUAAGUCUUCAAGAAAUUUCUAUUUUUCAUAAUGGCUAUAAACGAUGGAUGAGAUAUUCUGACAUGACAUACAGUGGAUUUCUCCUAGGGACAAAAGCUCGGGAACUAGUCCCCGGAGCUGACUGUCCCGAAAUUUCUACCUUUGUAGACAGUGCACAUGUGUUCGCAGGAAGAUUGGAGCUAAAGGUUUUUCCUAAUUCGUUCUGUGUUUUCGAGCAACCAACAGGCAUGGUUUUGAGGAGGCAUUACUCGUCCAGUGCGUAUUCUGGAUCAGAGGAUACUAUUUUGGUUGUACGAACAAUCCUGGCAAUAUUCAAUUAUGACCACGUGAUCGACUUUGUUUUCCAUAAGAAUGGUAUAAUGGACGUCAGAACUUCGUAUUCGGGCUAUCCUCUUCCGACAAUAUAUAGCCCCGAGGAAACCCGAUAUGGAUUUAGAUUGAAUGAACAUCUAGUGGCCAAUAUUCACCAGCACUCUUACCAUUUCAAAGUGGACAUAGACGUUUUUGGUCAAACAAACCGUUUUGAAACCUUUGAUAUAGGACCAAAAAUUCAAAGCAGUGAUUGGGUUAUAAAAGCAUUUGAAAAAUAUGAACAGAUUAAGUUUACAAGAACCUUAAAAAUGACUGAAAACCAAGCACGUUUUAAAAGUUGUUCUAAAUCGGACAGCUUUUUCAUAUUUUAUAAUAGGGAACAUUUAACCCUGUAUAAGGAUCCAAAAGCUAUAAGGUUGCAAGUUAGAAGCCAGGAAACAAAUUUUGUAUCAGAGAAUAUUGGUAACGAAGCUUCUGUUUCUUGGAAACGAUAUAUGUUGGUAGUUUCCAAAAGACACGAAGAUGAGCGUAGCAGUAGUUCUAUUUACUCCACGUGGGAUGCUAAGGACACCAUUGUUAAUUUCCAAAAUUACAUUGACGACAAUGAAAGCAUUAUUGACCAGGAUCUGGUUGCUUGGGUAACCCUAAGUGCAACACAUAUACCGCACCGAGAAAACUAUCCACUAACAUCCACAACAGAUAAUAACCAGCAUUUCAGUCUAAUACCAUUCAAUCUAUUUGAAGAGAACCCCUCUUUAAAUUCUGUUGAAACUGUUACAAAAAGUGUGAAUAUAAAGAAACAGCAAUCCGGAGGAUGAGUUAUCAACAGAAAAAGAGCUAUUUAACCACAGUGCACCUAGUUCCAACCAGCUGUUAC